Messenger RNA from Puntigrus tetrazona (Sumatra barb), 2121 nucleotides. RefSeq names its product GTPase IMAP family member 7-like. Lineage: Eukaryota; Metazoa; Chordata; Actinopteri; Cypriniformes; Cyprinidae. The record is from RefSeq and is a predicted model, not a curated record. Gene Ontology annotation, molecular function: GTP binding. The transcript is spliced from 3 exons. The coding region runs from base 828 to 1580 and encodes 250 amino acids.
UUUUAAUAAUAAUCAUGCAUUUAAAUGUAUUAAUGGUAAUGGUUCGUGUUAUAAAGUGAAAAUACUCUCACAGCAAAUGAAAACAAGGGUUUACGGUAGGGGCCAGAAUUCUCUGUAAAAUAGGUUCUCCUGCGUGAAUGUGUGGUCUAAAAAAAUGACAAAAACGAAGACGAUGAUUUCAUCCAAACCGAUUUAGCCUGCUUGCAUGUUUCUGUAGUACAUCUUCAUCACGCUUCAGAUUGUUUCUGAUCUUCAGCUGGGUUUUGAACAACCUUUCCCUUCAAACAAUAACUUCCCUGGAUAACCGUCCCUGGAUUUAGGUUUGUGUCGUCCUCGCUGCUAUAUUCAUUCAUGCGUCUUCACGAAUCGUUAUUUUGAAAUCAUGACAAAAUAUUUCACGGUCUGCUUCGACUUUAUCUUUUUGGAUCCUGGAAAUUUCCACCGAGCUCUUUCCUCCUGUGGGCGGAGCUGAUGGAGAGCACAUAAAUCAUCUGAAACUGAAACUAUCCUUUAAACAGAGAGUCUGAAGAUCAGCAUCAAGGAAGAACAGGUCGACCGAGGACUAUGGUACAAAAUAUUCAUUCCGACUUUUCAUCGUCUAAAUAUGCAUAUCGUUUUAUUUAUGUUUGAUUUAUGACAAAUGCUUGUAAAACUGUAUCACGGACGUGUCUGAUGAUCCCACACAGGCCGAGAACCUGCGUCACAGAUGUAACGAUGCGGCUAAAGCUUAUAUUAACCAGAGAAACUCACAUGACUGGACCGCAUGCGUAAGCUAUAUAAACAGGCCACAGAUCAUAUGAGAAAUUAUGUUCUAAACAUGUUCUCUCAUGUGUUUCCUCUCUAUUCAAACAGAAGCAGCACCUGACAGUGGCAUUAACAUCGUCCUCCUGGGGAAAACCGGAGUCGGGAAAAGCUCGUCAGGAAACACCAUCCUGGGGCAGAACAUAUUCCCGUGUGGAAGAAGUCUGUCUGCUGUUACUAGUGCAUCCAGCAUCCAGAAAGCAGUGGUUGACGGCAGAUCUGUGUCUGUUAUAGACACUCCUGGGUUCUUCUGCACUAAUCUUUCCCAGGAGCAGCUGGCGUGGGAGUUUGCGAGAAGCGUGUUUCUCGCCGCUCCGGGCGUCCAUGUCUUUUUAUUCGUUGUGCCGUUCGGCAGGUUCACGGAGCAGGAGGAAGACAUACUCAACAAAGUGCAGAAGGUCUACGGUAAAGACGUGCUGAAGCAUGUUAUUCUCCUCUUCACGUACGGGGAUGAGUGCAUCAGUGAGAAGAUGCGGGCAGAGAUCGGUGGGAAUGAAGUCGUCAGUAGAGUUGUUAGGAGCUGUCAGGGUUAUCACGUCCUCGAUAACAAAGACCUGACCAACAGACGGCAGGUCACUGAUCUACUGCAGAAGAUCAACGGCGUGGUCGAGAGGAACCAGGGCUACUACACCAAUGAGAUGUAUAAAUGGGCACAAAUGACCACGCUGGAAAAAUUCUGGAUAAGAUUUAAGGAUUUUUUCGAAGCUGUAAUUGCCUUUUUCCUGAACCAGGCUAACAGUAGCCAAAUGAGACAUAUGGCUCCAUACAUGAGACUCUAAAGAACGACGAAUUCAAUCCUUCGCUUUUACGUCAUAAAACAGUUAAAUAUAGCCUAAAUGUGGGUGACAGUCUUCUUCUAAUCAGGGAAAAUUACGCAUGAGAGCAAAAUGAGAGAUUAAUCAGUUGAUGUAACAGAAGAAUUAUAUUUGUGUGAAUUGAAAUGUUCGUUAACAGUAAUUUACUGUAAAAGUUGGCAAGAACACCAUGUGAGUAACCCUUACCGUAACCAUAUGCUGUAGGAAGUGCAUGUAGUUAAUUAGUAUUGCUUUGUAACAAGAACACUUUAAAAUAGUGUAACCAAACAUUUAGCUUCAUUGUGCUUAUGUGAAAAGUUGCGUUAAAUGUUUAAAAAAAAAUCUCAAACAGAAUAUAGGUGUAAGAUACUUUAUCCUUAGAUGUUCUCUAUAUAAAGAUCCUUUCUCUGGUUUUUUUUCAAUUGCUAGCAUAGUUUUUUCUGAUCUCUAUUCACAUUGUCAAAACUUUUGCAAAUGCUUAAACACGCCAUUUCAGAAAUAAAGACUUAAUGAUCCAAACCUUAAA